Molecule: messenger RNA, 1454 nt
Organism: Blepharisma stoltei
Lineage: Eukaryota; Ciliophora; Heterotrichea; Heterotrichida; Blepharismidae
Source: the annotation of a GenBank genome assembly
AUGAAAAUUUGUUUGAUCGCCGUCAUUUUCUUUCUUUACACUGCUCAAGCGGAUACAGAAUUUUCCUCAAUAAAGGCUGAUACAAAUACCUGCUAUCGUUAUUACUGCAAAACUUCUGGUCAAUCGUUUAGUAAAGGCCAAUGUGGUUUGAAAGAACUAAGCAGUGAUGGCCGCUAUAAUGUGUAUGCAUCCCCUACUUGCUCAGAAAAGGAGGCAUGCGCAAUUGGCGCAACUUCUGGAGACACGACAACUUACACAUGCCAAUCAAAUGUUGUGACUGGCUACAAAUGGCCAGGCGAAAAAUGCGACAAUAGUGAUAUGUGCAACCCGACUUAUUCAAGCGGCUGCAAGGAUAGCAGAUGCUUAGGAAGUGGAGAUCAAGAAGAAUGCAUAGAUCAUAACUAUUGUUUACCUGGCUAUUACUGCUUACUCCCCCCUCCGUGAGCGAACAAAAAAAUCUUGUUCGUUCAUGGAGGGGAUUUAAUUUUUUUUCGAAAUUUAAAAAAAUCCUAAUUUGCAAAAAUUGGGAAAGCAAAUAUUAAUUUAAUUUGUGAAAUUUAUAUUUUAAAACUCAAUAUGUUUAAAAUUAAACAGAAUUAGCUAUAGAUUUCAUUAUAAUAAUUAUUACUUAUAUAUCAAAAUUUUUUUAAAUAAAAAAUUUUUGUUCGGGUUUUUGGCAAAAAAUAGUGAUUUUUCUAAUGGUUUUGUUCUCUAAUGAGGGAGAGGAGUUAGGAUAUAACUCAACAACCAAAGGAACUUGCCAAAAGCAGAUUGAAACAAAUGGCUACGACUGUGCCGAAGACUAUGACUGCGUAAACAAUGCUUGGUGCAAUGUCACUAACGUAGUAACAAAAAACCUUUGCUUUAGUUUUGGCUCAUUCGCUGAACAUGCUUAUGUAAGUACCUGCAGCAAUAGCCAGAAUUUCUUAUGUUCUUCCGGAUAUUGUUUUGCUAAAGAAGGAACAGGGCACUAUCAAUGCAGUAAAAAUUUAACUUCAGCUCAGCCAAAUUCUCUUCCAAACACUUGUGAUCUUGAAGGUCAAUUCUGCCAAUCAACCCCAGAUGAAUAUUUCAGUGCUAAUGCAUUUGCUGAAGAACCUUGCGCUUGCGCUUACAACCAAGCUGGAAGCUUAUAUUGUCCGCUUUUCUAUGGAGAUACCCCAGUUAUUCAAUAUUUCACUCAAUUAAAAAAGUGGCUAAAUUCUGAAGAAAGCAAAAAAUGUAAUACAAUAAGAAGAAAUAGCGCAGUGUGUAUAAAGGACUUUUGGGACAGUGACAAUUAUAAUAAGUUAGUUUAUUAUAAUGCCUACUAUGAGUAUUUCGCGAACAUUCAAGGUGCUGAAUCUUGCGUUUUGAAGACUUUUCUAACCGAAUUUUAUGAAGCGAAAAAGGCAUAUGAAGACAGCUCAGCUGAGAUUUUAAUAGUGACAGCUUUGAUAGCGUCAUUAUUUUAA